Messenger RNA from Caenorhabditis briggsae, 216 nucleotides. RefSeq names its product Protein CBR-DPH-3 (gene Cbr-dph-3). The transcript is spliced from 2 exons. Gene Ontology annotation, biological process: protein histidyl modification to diphthamide. NCBI's taxonomy places the organism in Eukaryota, Metazoa, Nematoda, Chromadorea, Rhabditida, Rhabditidae. Bases 1 to 216 code for a protein of 71 amino acids. The record is from RefSeq and is a predicted model, not a curated record. Gene Ontology annotation, molecular function: metal ion binding.
AUGUCGGUGUUCCACGAUGAAGUCGAAAUCGAGGAUUUCGAGUUCGACGAGGAGAAGGACGUCUAUCACUACCCAUGUCCAGAAAUGCUAGAAAUGGGCGAAGACGUCGCACAGUGUCCCAGCUGCUCCCUUCUGAUACGUGUCAUUUAUGAUCCCGAGGAUUUUGUGAAGCUCGAAACGAUUUCAUCGAAGCCGGUGGCUGAAACUGUUAAUUAA